Molecule: messenger RNA, 1906 nt
Organism: Phoenix dactylifera (date palm)
Lineage: Eukaryota; Viridiplantae; Streptophyta; Magnoliopsida; Arecales; Arecaceae
Source: RefSeq, a predicted model, not a curated record
AUCUUAGCUCUGUUUCAACUGUGUUACCAUCUCGAUGGUUGCUACCCAGCUUUGUUUGUAUAGAAAUGCCACCAAGAGUAAAAGAAACGGCUCACCAGGGAAUCAAAAGGAAACGCCAAAAAGGCAUCCCAAUAAACCACCUGAUCUCGAAUGGCCAACACGAUUCUUUCGCGGUAGUCUGUCCAUUCAUAGUAUAAAAGAAUCAAAAGGAAACGCCAAAAAGGCAUCCCAAUAAACCACCUGAUCUCCAAUGGCCAACACGAUUCUUUCACACUAGAGUCCGCGAUAUAAGUCUCCAUUCAUGAUAUAAAACUCCAGUGCACAACCAUCGACAACCCAACAAGCGAACACACAAAACAUCUCCAUCUUCCUCUCCUCCCAAAACAAUAGCAGAAACCAUGCCCAACUCCUCAAACAUGCCCAUCCUCUUCUUCCUUCUACCCACUGCCACGCUCCUCUUUGUGGCCUAUGCCUUUCACAGGCGAAAGCCCAAGCAAACCAACCUCGUCCUCUACGUCCACGACUACUUCAGCGGCGACGACGCCUCCGCCGUCACGGUCGCAGGCAAACUCGGUGCAGCCUCCAACAUCCUGCAGUUCGGCACCGUUGCGGUGGUCGACGAUGUGGUCACCGAGAGGCCUGAAGUGGACUCCAAGGUAAUAGGCCGAGCUCAGGGCUUGUAUAUAAACUCGGCUUUGGAUGGGAUGGCAUUGUACAUGGUCUUCUCGGUGACGUUCACCGAGGGGCAGUUCAAGGGAAGCACGCUGGAGAUCCAAGGAGCCGAUCCGUUUAAGCUCAAGGAGCGCGAGUUUGGUGUUGUAUCUGGGACUGGGUUCUUUCGGUUUGCCAAGGGAUAUGGUAUCAUGGAGACGCAGCACUUGGACGUGGCUACCUUGAGAGCAAUAAUCAAACUCAACUUGACCAUCAGGCAUGAAUAGUGUUUCUGACGCUGUUUUAGUUUCUAUAUUAUAAUUCUCGAUAAUGCCAUGCCUCCGAUCCGAGUUAGUGAGCUCGCGUGUCAACCACCGUAUACUUGUUAAAAUUUAAAUUCUCACAAUUUCAACAAUAUUUACGAUAUUGCAUCAAUUUUAAUAAACUCUAAUCUACAAUAAUAUUUGUUAAAAUUUUCUAGUGGUUCUUCUAUCACGAAAUUCCGGAGCAAGCUAGUUUUUCGAAUCUGUAAUAUAUAUAACUUAUUAUAUAUAUAUAAUAAGUUAAACAACCCAAUAAGCAACAAACUCUUUAAUUAAAUAAAUCAAGUAUAUAAAUAAAUAAUUUUUUUACAGAAAGUAGGCAGAGAAAAUUCUAUCAGCUUCAAACUAAAUUCAGAUAUGCAGUAUAUUUUUACGAAUUAAAUUUUUCUUUAAAUUUUCUUUACGAAUUUCAUUUCUUUCAAUAUAUUCAAUUUAUUUUGUCAACAACUAGCUCCGGCCAUGGCCACGCCGACGGCUUCGGCUACAAGUGCAGUGAAGUGGUCGGAAGAGGUAGAAUAAAGCUGAUAAAUCCAAAACAAGAAAAAGCAGGGCACCUCUUUCUUAGGCAAAAAUCCGGCGGUCACCGGCUGGAAUUAAGGCUCUAAAAACUCUGAAGAAGGGAAGGAUCAACUAAGGGAUGCCGGGUUCUUACCUAGCUUCCAACGAUGUUUAGCCAUGGCCACGGUGCUGGUGGCAGCCGACGUUCGAGGAGGAGACCGAGAACUGGCGAAUCUCCAACUCAAAGCCUUGAUCUUCUAUGGAAGGUUGAGGAAAGCUUCAUCCCUCUAAUUAGAGCCGGAGGGAAGCACCUGAGUCCCUAUCGGCAUCGGACCACCGGAGAAAAUGUAAAGAAGAUUACUCCUGAUGGGAGUCCAGUUCCACCCCUUAGAAACUAACUGCAAGGAUACUAAGUGCAAAUAACGGAAUAUCCG